AUGGACCCAAACUGGCCGUACCUCCGUGGAUACGAGGCGUUCAAGCGUGUUGGCAGCGACGUCUUCUUGACUGUCUCUCCGGGGAAGAACCAUCUGUUUGUAGCAGACGCGGAAGUCACCUUUCAAAUCACCUCACAACGCAAUCGGUUCAAGAAACCCAUUGAGAUCUACAAGAAUGUUGAUCUUUACGGAAAAAAUGUCGUUUCAACUGAAGGCACAAUCUGGAGGCAGCAUAGAAAACUUACGUCGCCUUCUUUCUCCGAGACCAACAACGAAUUGGUUCGCGUCUUAUGGCCACACGAAGAAGAGAAAGAGGCACCGAGUGAUGCUCUAGCGAGCACCAGGCCCUCCGCGGGCCACACGAUGUCCUACCGAGACUCUAUCAGCUUCCUGAUGGAACAUGUUAUUUGGGUUCCUCUGCUGCCGGAUUGGUUCAGACCCAUUUCACCAUGGAACGUUCACAGGAAGACGCACGAAGCGUACACCGAAUUUGGCAAGUAUAUGGCGGAGCUUUACGAAGCUAAGAAAUCCGAGAUCUCCGCCGGCAAGACCGAAUCCGACGGCCUUGAUUUGCUGGGCGCUCUGGUGAAGGGCGCAGGAAUCAGCCAGCAACCUGCCUCCACGAACAACGCAGAUCCGGAAAAGAACAACCCCUCCAAAGGGCAGCUCCUGAGCAAUUCAGAGAUCAUCGGCAACGCUUUCGUCUUCCUAAUAGCGGGCCACGAAACAACGGCGAAUGCAUUGCAUUUCUCGCUCUUGCAUCUGGCUUUAAAUCCCAGCUUCCAAGCGCCGUUGCAGAAAGAGCUUGACGACAUCUUCGGAGACCGGCCAAUCAGCGCAUGGAAUUAUGAGCAAGACUUCCCGAAGCUCUUCGGUGGCAUGGCCGGUGCGGUGAUAAAUGAAACCCUCCGUAUGCUCCCCGCGGUGAUUUCAAUACCCAAGUCCACGCAGAAGGGUGAACCACAAGCGCUCAACUUCGAUGGUCGCCAAAUAGUUGUGCCGGAGAGCUGCGCAAUAGGCCUCUGUGGUGCUGGUGUAGGCAACAAUCCAAAGUACUGGCCUUCUGGACCUGACCAUGGCUCUCGGAUGCCUGCAGAUGAUCUAGAUCAAUUCAAACCGGCGCGUUGGCUGGUUGACUCAAGCAAAGUAGCGUCCACCACCAACGCUGACAACGACGAGCCUGAUACCGAGGAGUUUGGAGGUCCGCAAGGCCCCCACAGCGCAGCAUCUCUUUACCAUCCUCCCAGAGGUGCUUUCAUCCCUUUCAGCGAGGGACCGCGAUCUUGCCUUGGCAGGAAAUUUGCACAGGCCGAGUUGUUCGCCGCGCUUGCCGUCAUCUUCCGCUUCUACAGCGUAGAGCUCGCGACUGACGAAUGGGAGGCGGACGAGGCGGUUAAUGCCAUGAAAAAGGGUGGUCCUGACAGAAGGCAGGUGUGGGAGAAGGCUGCGAACAGAGCCACCGAUCUUCUCAAGCAUGGUAUGGGCUCCAUGAUCACCUUGCAGAUGCGUGCGGGGCGUGUGCCUCUGCGGCUUGUCAAGAGGGGUGAGGAGCGUUUUGUGUUCGGUUGA
This is a messenger RNA of Coniosporium apollinis CBS 100218, 1569 nucleotides long. RefSeq lists its product as uncharacterized. Lineage: Eukaryota; Fungi; Ascomycota; Dothideomycetes. Gene Ontology annotation, molecular function: iron ion binding; heme binding; monooxygenase activity. Bases 1 to 1569 code for a protein of 522 amino acids. The transcript is spliced from 4 exons. The record is from RefSeq and is a predicted model, not a curated record.